GAAUAUGGUGAAGAGGAAGUUAGGGGCCUUGGAAAAGGUCGAGGCUGAUCUGUAAGUGCUCCUCACCGUCGGACAGAGAAAAUUCUACCCGCCGACUCGGAGAGAGAACUUCAUCACGACCUCUGACACGUUGUGAUCUCUCUUCUUCAGGCCUAAUCUUCAGCACAAGAUCAGAAGAGACCCCAAGUCCUACAUCGAAGAUUUUCGCGCUCAGCACUACCAAUAUGAGAGUCACCGCGAGAUUUUCAUGGCGGCACCUUCGUCGGCCACUGACACGGGUAUCAUCUCGCUCCGUGAACUGAUCGAUUUCAUCGCCCACGUGGCCGACUGCUACCCUGAGAUUACAAAGGACUUUCCUCAGCAACUGAUGGAUAUCCUGUCGCAGCAUCACUUGAUCUUGCAGGCGGAGUUGCGGGAGAAGAUCGUUGGAAGCUUGGUACUUUUGAGAAAGAAGGAACUCUUGGAUUCCGCGACACUCCUUCAGACGCUGUUCCCUAUUCUCAUCUCCACGCCCAGCAAGACACUGCGCGCAUUACUGUUUCAAAAGAUCCUGAUGGACCUGCGAUCUUCCAAUGCGAAGUCUACGAAUCACAAACUCAACCGUACCAUGCAGACCGUCCUUUACAACCUAGUCACUUCCGACCGCACCUCCUCCAAGGGUCUGUGGGCUAUCAAGCUUACGCGCGAAUUGUGGAAGCGCCAGAUUUGGACUGAUGCCAAGGCUGUCGAAGUCAUGAAGGAGGCUAGUCUUGCUACCAACGAGAAGGUCAUUGUGGGCGGAAUCCGCUUCUUUCUGGGUGGUGAUAAGGAACGUGAAGAGAUGGAGGAUGAGAGCAGCGAUGAAGAGGCCAUCGACAUGGGCAGAGUAAAGCAUAUCAUCGGCAUCAACAAGAAGACCAAAAAGAAGGCUCGCGCUGUCGAGAAAGCCAGAGCAACCGUUAAGCGCCGUGAGCGCAAGAAGAACCAACCCCACCCGCUGAACUUCUCCGCGCUUCACCUGUUGCACGAUCCCCAGGGGUACGCAGAAAGCCUGUUCUCCAAGCACCUACAGAGCACCAAGUCCAAAUUGAACCUGGAUCAGAAGCUGUUGGUUCUUCAGCUUGUGACUCGCCUGGUCGGUUUGCACAAGCUUCACAUCAUGCAUCUGUACUCUUAUUUCCAAAAAUACCUCACGCCCCGCCAGCCUUCCGUCACUUCGUUCUUGGCUUCCCUUGCGCAGGCCUCUCACGAUCUGGUUCCUCCCGAUGACCUUGAGCCCUUGGUUCAGAAGAUCGCCAACGAGUUCGUUUCCGAAGCGUCGGCAGCAGAAGUCGCAUCCGCAGGUCUCAAUGCUAUCAGAGAGAUUUGCGCGCGUCAACCCCUUGCGAUGAACGAGACUCUGUUGCAAGAUCUUGUCAUGUACAGAAAGAGUAAGGACAAGGGAGUGGUCAUGGCCGCUCGUGGUCUGCUCAGUCUGUUCCGUGAACUCAACCCUGAAUGGCUCAAGAGAAGAGACCGUGGAAAGGAAGCCUCUAUGGGCCUGCGGUCGGGAGAGAAGAAGGAGAAACGCUUCGCCGAGCAAGCGGCCGGCGGUAUCGAGGGCAUCGAGCUGCUUGAGCAAUGGAAGGAAGAGGAACGCCGCAAGAAGAGGGCCGAGAAGGGCCUGCCCUCCGAUGCGGAAGAUGCCGAAGAGGAAGAAGAAGAGGACAAUUGGGAUGCCUGGAAUGUCGAGGAGGACGAGGACAGCGAUGACUCUGAUGGCUGGAUUCAGGUGCAAAGUGAUGCUGAGAUUGAGCUAAGUGACUCGGAUGACGACGACGAAGACUCGAAACGUCCGAAGAAGAAGGCCAAGUCGGAUGAAGAGACUGCUGCGGAGACUGCUGCGAAGGCGACCACCGAAGAGUCCGAGGCGCAGAAGGAAUUAGACCAGAAGCUCAGCCUGGCAGCUACUCGCAUUCUUACGCCCGCCGAUCUGGCGAAGCUGCAGGAGCUACGCACCGAAGCAGCUGUCAACGCCCUUGCGGGCGUGAAGGGGCGUCAAUCUGCCAGCAACCGCCACCACGACGACCCCCUGACGGCUGAAGAGAUCGAGGGUCUGGCAGCUCUGUCCGCCGGCAAAGCCACGCGCGAGGAACGCAUUGCUCAUGCCAAGGAGGGCAAGACGGAUCGGGCUGAGCACAAGAGUGUGACCGCCAAGCGCAAGGAGAAGAAGGAUGCACAGGGCAAGAGUACUACCAACAAGGAGAAGGCUCGUAAGAAGAACUUCCUCAUGACCCUAGGCAAGGCGAAGAGCAAGAACAAGCGCAGUCUGGUGCAAACGCGGGCGGUCUUGAAGGCGCACCAGGAGCGAGCCAAGCGUGGUGGUCGCAGGGGAAACACUGGCAAUUGAGGUAUAUCUUGAUGAUACCCUUGUUUUAUUUCUGAAUUGUAGAUUGUCGAGAAGCUUGCAAAUUAUAUAUUACUCUGCUUAUGCGAAUGGUGC
Molecule: messenger RNA, 2461 nt
Organism: Aspergillus aculeatus ATCC 16872
Lineage: Eukaryota; Fungi; Ascomycota; Eurotiomycetes; Eurotiales; Aspergillaceae
Product: SDA1 family protein
Exons: 3
Coding region: 248-2368 (706 amino acids)
Biological process (GO): ribosomal large subunit biogenesis; ribosomal large subunit export from nucleus
Cellular component (GO): nucleolus
Source: RefSeq, a predicted model, not a curated record